AUGGCGGCCAUGGCUCCCCCAGAGCGCCCUCAGCCCGACGCAUACGACAACAAUCCAAGCGUCUUGCCGCACUUCUCUCCGACCCCCUACUCGACGUUCCAGCCGCUGCCACAGACGCAUUACUUCCGCACUUCCGCAGACGGCAUAAAGAUGGACCUGGAUGCGAUUUACCGGACCUAUCGUUUGUCACCAUGCUACUUCUCCGGCCUCUUCCAUGUCGGUACACGAGAUGCAGUCGCCGACCCAGAGACGGACAAUACGAUCGUGAUGGUCUUCCAAGUUACGCCGGAGCAGAUGUGGUUGUGGCGAGCUUUUGACCGUGACGUCCGGCAGGUCCUCUCGGAUUACGAGCUUGAUGGGCUCGCUGGUGUCUGCUCUCAGUCUCAGCGGACCCAUCAACGCUUGCUCCGUCUCGCCGAGCGCACACGGGUUCAGGAGAGGCUGUGGGGAUAUCGCUCACAUAUUCUUCACCUUCCCGUUCACGAGAAUGCCCAGACCGUGAAUCCGCGCGACAUCUGGGACAGACGUCUCGACGUGCAACCAGCGCAGACCGUGAAUCCGCGCCACGUUUCGGACAGAUCUCUUCACGUCCAACCUGCGCAGACCGUGCCGGAUCAACGAGACGGAAUUGCAUCGGAGUGGCUUGCGGCACCGGUAACCAACCCUCUGAUGUCCUCCCGAUGGGCCCACAACGAUCGCGCAGAGUUGGUGUCGGCAUAUGCGCCUCAGUCACCAUCUCUCGCUGUCCGAUCCCCCGUGAUGCCACACGAAGAACUUGAUUGGGAAACAGACACGAUCACAUUGGACGACCUGGACCGGGCACUCGAUGAUUUCGAGCCAUUGACCCGAGCUCCUCGCCGAACCGCCUUGCCGUCCAUCGACGCGGACGUCCUGCGUCAGGCAUAUUUCAACGCCGCCAUCCGCGACCAGCUGGUGGGCGGCUCGCUCUUAGAGAACUAUAUGGACGUGUUCGAGGGUACGAGACUGAUUGACGGCACUGUUCUGAGAGAAGGCACGAUCGUGAUGGGUGGGCGCAGCAUCAUGGAGCGCGUUGUCUUCUCCGACGCGUUUGAGCUGUGGCUGCUGGCGACGGGGGCGGCAAGGUCGUUGUUGAGGGCUGUGCCGAGGCGGUUUGAUGGGUUGUUCACCGGAAAUAGCUAUGAGUACAUGUAA
Messenger RNA from Saxophila tyrrhenica, 1173 nucleotides. RefSeq lists its product as uncharacterized. Bases 1 to 1173 code for a protein of 390 amino acids. The transcript has 2 exons. The record is from RefSeq and is a predicted model, not a curated record. NCBI's taxonomy places the organism in Eukaryota, Fungi, Ascomycota, Dothideomycetes, Mycosphaerellales, Extremaceae.